Messenger RNA from Trichophyton verrucosum HKI 0517, 336 nucleotides. Its product is annotated as putative pathogenicity factor. The transcript has a single exon. The record is from RefSeq and is a predicted model, not a curated record. The coding region runs from base 1 to 336 and encodes 111 amino acids. Lineage: Eukaryota; Fungi; Ascomycota; Eurotiomycetes; Onygenales; Arthrodermataceae.
AUGCAGGCCUGGGGUGGGGUCGAGUCCUUUGAUCUCACUCUCAGACGCAGAGAGAGACUCCCUCCAACUACCACUACUACUACUACUACUUCUCCUGCUGCAACUUCUACUUCUUCCAAAAAGUCACCAAAGAACAUCCCUCGGCCGGUCCCGGACUGGCUCCACGACUGCGUGGGGCCCAACAAGUCCUUUGACGAGAUCAGACAGCUCAUCAACGACCUCCGACUACAUUUUCUCUCUUUGGUCCAGAACAACCAGGAACCCUUCUUCCCUGACAUCGAGAUACUUCCAAACUUACGACGGUCAUCCAAAAAGCCAGCCAAACAAGACAAUUAA